UUAUUCUUAACACAUAUUAAUAAUAGAUGCACAAUCAAAUAAACCUUCUCAAAAAACUCUUAUGAGUAAUUAAAUCCGUAUAGAAUGGCUACUAAACAAUUGUAAACCAGAAGAAAAUAUACACGCAUUUGAUAGAUGCACAGGAUUUUCCAUAAAAUAUCAUAAUUUAUAUCAAAAGUCAAAAGAUAUGAUAAAAAAUGCUUAAAAUAAUAGCUAACUUCAAAAGAUAAAAUAUUAAGCAAUCCAAGCAUCAUAAAAUUAAUUACUAUUAGGAGACACAAAAAAUCAAAAUUAAACUAAUACAAUAGAAGAUGCAGAUGAAUAUACAUAAAUAAUGGGAACAUAUUAAAUUACUGAAAAACAAGUUUUAAAAAAUAUAUACAAUUAUUUUGCUCCAAGAGUAAUAAUGAAGUAAUUUCAUGACCAUUAUAAAAUAAUUAAAAAACUAGGUUAAGGAUCAUUUGCUACAGUAAAAAUUAAUUAAAAAGAAAUAAAAAUAAUAAUAUAAAGGUAUAUUUAGUAGUACAUAAAGAAACAGGUAAAUAAUUAGCUGCAAAAGCUUUAUUAAAAGAAAGACUUUUAAUGGAAGCUAAAGGAGUUGAAUCAUUUUUUAAUGAAGUAAAUAUAAUGAAAUAAAUAAACCAUUAACAUCUUUUAAAAUUGUAUGAAGUUUGGGAAAAUAGUCAUAGUUUCUUUUACGUUAUGGAAUUAGCAAAUGCAGGUUCUUUAUAAAAUAGAAUUAGUUAAGCUAAAAAGUAAAAAAAUGAUAAAAUCUAUAACAAUUAAACUUCUAUUUUAAAUGAAUAAGAAAUAUAAACUUCUAUGAAAUAAUUACUUUAAGCACUUGUUUAUUUAUAAGAGAAAAAUAUUAUACAUAGAGAUAUUAAACCAGAUAACAUAUUAUUUAAAAAAAUAGUUAAUAAAUAAAAAAACACGGAAUAACUCUCUGCACUUUUUGUUGAUUUUGGACUUAGUACUAAAUCUAAUUUAAAAGAAUAUUUAUAUUACAAAUGUGGAACUCCAGGAUAUAUAUCUCCCGAAAUCAUAUAAUAAAAAUCAGGAAACAAAGAAGCUCAGAGUACUUAAAGUGAUAUGUUCUAAUUAGGAGUUGUACUGUAUAAUAUGUAUAUUUUAUUAGUUUUUUAUAUUUAUUUAUUUUAGUUGUAAGGCUAACUUUAAAACCUUUAUUUGUCUCUUCAAAUGCAAAAUAACUUUUAUAAUUAAAUAAAGAAUGUGUAAUAGAUUUAAAAAGCGAAAAUUUUUCAAAAUAUAGUUAAUAUGGUAAAAAAAAAAAAUUAAAUAAAAACUAAAAUUAAAGUAAAAAGCAUUUGA
Molecule: messenger RNA, 1332 nt
Organism: Ichthyophthirius multifiliis
Lineage: Eukaryota; Ciliophora; Oligohymenophorea; Hymenostomatida
Exons: 3
Biological process (GO): mitotic DNA damage checkpoint signaling; protein phosphorylation
Cellular component (GO): cytoplasm; nucleus
Molecular function (GO): ATP binding; protein serine/threonine kinase activity
Source: RefSeq, a predicted model, not a curated record